AUGAAGACUAUGAUCCAAUCCCUUCAGCAGUUGCAGAGUGAUAAGAAGUCUGCUGCAACGGUGUUGUUUGGCGGAGACACUUCAGCUGUUUCAGGGGUGUUGUUUGGUGUUUCAGGGGUGUUGUUUGGCGGAAGCACUUCAGCUGUUUCAUGGGUGUUGUUUGGUGUUUCAAGGGUGUUGUUUGGCGGAGCCACUUUAGCUGUUUCAGGGGUGUUGUUUGGUGUUUCAAGGGUGUUGUUUGGCGGAGCCACUUCAGCUGUUUUAGGGGUGUUGUUUAGCGGAGGGGUGUUGUUUGGCGGAGCCACUUCAGCUGUUUCAGGGAUGUUGUUUGGUGUUUCAGGGGUGUUGUUUGGCAGAGACACAUCAGCUGUUUCAUGGGUGUUGUUUGGUGUUUCAGGGGUGUUUUUUGACGGAGGCACUUCAACUGUUUCAGGGGUGUUGUUUGGUGUUUCAGGGAUGUUGUUUGGCGGAGGCACUUCAGCUAUUUCAUUGGUGUUGUUUGUUGUUUCAGGGGUGUUGUUUGGCGGGGGCACUUCAGCUAUUUCAGGGGUGUUGUUUGGCGGAGGCAAUUCAGCUGUUUCAGGGGUGUUGUUUGGCAGAACAACUUCAACUUAUUCAGAGGUGUUGUUUGGUGUUUCAGGGGUGUUGUUUGUCGGAGGCACUUCAGCUGUUUCAUGGGUGUUGUUUGGUGUUUCAGGGGUAUUUUUUGGCGGAGGCACUUCAGCUGUUUUAGGGGUAUUGUUUGGCAUAACCACUUCCUCAAUUUCAGGGGUGUUGUUUGGUGUUUCAGGUGUCUUGUUUGACGGAGGCACUUCAGUUGUUUCAUUGGUGUUGUUUGGUGUUUCAGGAGUGUUGUUUGGAAGAGGGGUGUUGUUUAGUGUUUCAGGGAUGUUUUUUGGCGGAGGCACUUUAGCUGUUUCAGGGGUGUUGUUUGGCGGAAGCACUUCAGCUGUUUCAUGGGCGUUGUUUGGUGUUUCAGGGGUGUUUUUUGGCGGAGGCACUUCAGCUGUUUAA
Messenger RNA from Cicer arietinum (chickpea), 1014 nucleotides. The record is from RefSeq and is a predicted model, not a curated record. NCBI's taxonomy places the organism in Eukaryota, Viridiplantae, Streptophyta, Magnoliopsida, Fabales, Fabaceae.